Messenger RNA from Didymodactylos carnosus, 999 nucleotides. The record is from the annotation of a GenBank genome assembly. Lineage: Eukaryota; Metazoa; Rotifera; Eurotatoria; Philodinida; Philodinidae.
AUGACGACGUUGACAACCAACACUGUUUCAAAACGAAAACAAAGACCAUAUAAACGGAUAACUGAGUUCGAAAACGAGAUAGUUCCACGUCUGUACAAUGAAUUAAGAAAACCUUGUCUAGUCGUCGAAAAUACAUUAUCUGUCGGUUAUGGCGAAAUGACCACAUUUUAUCGUUCCUUACCAAACAAAACCAGUCAAGCUCGUCGUAUUAAUACAACAUUACAGGCGGCUGGAAAAAUCCGUUCUCCUUCACCUAACAAUUCUACGACAGUAGCAACAACAAAUCAAACUAAUUCAUCUCCAUCUUUUCCGAUCGAUCGAAAAUCAAAGAGUUUUGAUGAUGUUAUUAUUACUGAUCAAAAUAAAGAUGUAACUGCUUCUCAGCCUUUGUCAUCAACAGAAUAUCAUCAUAACGCCAAUGAAAAAUUAUCUGAAUUAUUAGAAAAACUAUUUAGUUUACAUACUGCAACCCAGGGAAAAAUUCUAAUGUUAUUUUUCUCUGUCACAAAUACUUUAACGUCAUCUAAACCACUAACGAACCCACCACUCGUAAGUCUACAGAAAAUUAUUCAAAAAUUGUUAAUUCGUUUCUCAUUAAAAACGUGUCAAAAAAGUGCAACAACAACAACACUUUCUGCCUCUAAUCAAAGCACUAUGGUUUCAAAAUCAUCUAAAGAUAGUAGAAAACUUUAUGGAAAUACGGUUACAACAAUCUUGACCACACAACAAUCUCAACAACGACCAUUGACAAUGAGUGACCGUAAAAGUGAAAAAAAUGACAACGGCCUUGGACGAAAAUUUCAGAUCGAACGUCUAAAGCCUACUGAGGUUGUUAUACAAAGACUGGAACAUAACUGUCGUUCAUUUCGAUUAACUGGCAGCUUUAAUGACAGUAACGGUACGAAACCGUUAUUUCGAAUGUCUGAUCGUGAUGGUGUGAGACUGAAGCUUAUUGUUGGGUUGACCCUUCGGCGUGGUGAUAUACCUGUACCAUUAUAG